Messenger RNA from Metarhizium album ARSEF 1941, 885 nucleotides. Its product is annotated as Leucine carboxyl methyltransferase. The record is from RefSeq and is a predicted model, not a curated record. Lineage: Eukaryota; Fungi; Ascomycota; Sordariomycetes; Hypocreales; Clavicipitaceae. Gene Ontology annotation, molecular function: methyltransferase activity. The transcript has a single exon. Bases 1 to 885 code for a protein of 294 amino acids. Gene Ontology annotation, biological process: methylation.
AUGGCCGGCAGCACACAGGAGUCGGACCGACGGGGCCAAAUAAAACUCACAAGCACCCAAGAAACGCUCCUCAUCACGCUCUACUCGCGAUGGCAGGACUUCUACUCGCCCCGACCGCUCCUGGGCGACCGCUGGUCGGCCGAAGCCAUGGAGCGCGUCCUGGAGCAGACGACCGAGGCGCGCUCCCGCACAAGAGGAGGCAUGGUGUCGGGUCUGCCGCUGCUGGUCCUGCGCGCGCGCCUCUUCGACGAGUGGACCGCCGAGUUCCUGGCCGAGAAUGAGCGCGCCACCGUCGUCCAUCUCGCCUGCGGACUGGACACGCGCGCCCUGCGGCUCCGCGACAGGUGCGGCCCCGGCGUCACCUGGAUCGACGUCGACUUCCCCGACGUCAUCGAGCUGCGGCGCCGGAUGGAGAUUCCGGAGCCCAGGCGCGCCGCCGACGGCUACUCGUACGACAUGGUUGCCUCGUCGGUCGUCGACGCGGGCUGGCUCGACAGCCUGCCCGCGGGGAAGCCGACCCUCGUCAUCUUCGAAGGCCUGACAAUGUACCUGUCGCCCGACGAGGGCCGCGGCCUGAUCAGGCGGCUGCUCGGGCGCUUCGGCACCGGCCAGCUCGUCUUCGACAGCGUCUCGACCGCGAGCCGGUUCGUGCUCAACACCGUCCCCGGCGUCAAGGGCCUCUGGACCUUCAAGUUCGACUGGGCCAUCGACGACCCGGGCGCCCUGUGCGCGUCGUGUCCCGGCCUCGUCUUGGCCACGUCCCUGCGUCUCUGGGACAUGCCCGGCCUCGAGCGUCUGCCUUGGCCGAUGCGGCUUGCGGCUUUUGUCGCCUCUUGGAUACCCAUCCUGAGGGACGUUUCUCGCAUGAACAGGUUCAAUUUCUGA